Messenger RNA from Aspergillus ruber CBS 135680, 576 nucleotides. RefSeq lists its product as uncharacterized. The transcript has a single exon. The coding region runs from base 1 to 576 and encodes 191 amino acids. Lineage: Eukaryota; Fungi; Ascomycota; Eurotiomycetes; Eurotiales; Aspergillaceae. The record is from RefSeq and is a predicted model, not a curated record.
AUGCAUCACUCGAAAAUUUUCCGGAGAGACAUCCAUACCGACCAAUCCAUGAAAUCAGAACAACCCAAUAUCAAUGGCCUGAAAAAGAUAGACGAUGAAAAUGCGGCCGAGGCACAGCAUUGUGACCUGGUCAUUGUCGAUGAUAUGGCUGCAGAGGAUCGCCAAAUAUAUGGACAUGGUAUUGGAAAGGUUCAACCGCCUUGGCUGGAAACGACUCACCAUAGUGCUUAUCGUCGAGGCGGUUGCACUAGGCAGCCUUCAAUUCCUUCGGCCUUUGCCACACUCGGAAUGAUAGCUGGAAUUACUUGCACUGUCGGCGUGGGCCUUAUUGCCAUAUACACCAGUUAUGUCAUUGGCCAGGUGAAGCUUGCCUAUCCAUGUGUCUCUAAUUAUGCCGAUGCCGGAGGUUUGCUGAUGGGUUGUUUUGGCUAUGGGCUAAUAUAUAUUAUGCUCCUUCUGCAAUUACUCCUCGUUACUGGCUCGCACUGCCUCACAGGCACGAUUGCACCUGUUGAAAUUACUGGGAGCAACAUCUGUUCUAUUGUUUUUGCAGUUGUUUCGUCUGAAUUCUCUUGA